AUGGCGGCCCCGGAGAGCAGGUCAGUUUUCGAGGCCGCCAAGGACCCCGUCCUCCUGCGCGGGCUGACCCUCGUCACCGGAGUUGCUGCGGAUACGUGGGCCGCCGAGCCGGCACCGGUGAGCCACGAGAAACCUGCAGCCACCAGCAGUGAGGAGAAGGCUCACGGGGUCCCCGAGGUGCCGGAGCGGAUGUGCUGCUCGACCUGUGGGCAGGUGUUCAGCAGCCGGGAGGAGCAGACUGAGCACUACCAUCUCGAUUGGCACCGCUUCAACCUGAAGCAGCGACUCCUGGGGCGCCGGACACUGCCAGUAGAAGUGUUUGAGGAGAAGACCCGCGCGGGUGACGUUUCCAGCAUCUCAGGGUCCGAUUCAGAGAGCUCUGAUGCAAGCAGUGAGUCAGAGUUGCUUCCCUCUGCCAGUGACAGCCCUGGGACCCCCCUCCCCCGCUCCCACAAGGUGCUGCUCCGCAAUGCGAAGGGUCAGCUCAUCUCCAUCUACCGCUGCGUGCUGGGCACUGGGAAGGGUGGCAGUGAGGAGCCAGCGGAGCUGAUGGCGUCACUGCAGAGCCUCGGUGCAAGCACGUGCUGGGUUGUGCUGAUGAUGGGCGGCGGGCACUUCGCAGGAGCUGUGUUCCGGGGCCCCCAGGUGCAGGAGCACAAGACCUUCCACCGCUACACGGUGCGAGCCCGGCGGGGCACAGCCCAGGGCCUACGGGACGCCCAGACCCCAGGGUCGGCACCCAGGUCAGCCGGAGCCUCCCUGCGGCGUUACAACGAGGCCGCGCUGCUCAAGGAUAUUCAGGACCUGCUGGCAGCCUGGGCCCAGCACCUGAAGGAAGCUCAGCGCAUCUUCCUCCGGGCCCCGCGCCACAACCGUGCGCUGCUCUUUGGCGGCAGGAACCCGCCCCUCACCCGGGGUGACCCUCGCAUCUGCCAUAUCCCCCUCAGCACCCGCAGGGCCACCCUGCGAGAAGUGCUGCGAGUCCACGCCAUGCUGGCCAGCCUGCAGGUGUAUGGGAAGGACACACCACUGGAGGACAUCACUGGGUCUCCCCGGAAGGGCUGGCAGAAGAGGCAGCGGAAAGCAGAGAUGGAUCCCCCGCAGGAGGACACAACCCCUGUCUUAUCACCCGCCUCAGCCCCAGAGGAGGAGGAGGAAGAGGAGGAGGAAAGCCCUGCAGGGGAACUGGAGACUGUGGAAGUGACACUGGGGACCUUGGACCUCCGGGAGUUCGAAGUGAUGCCCAAGCGAAACUGCAAAAGGAGGAAGAAGAGGGACAAGAAGGUGGAGAAAGGGCCCCGUGCUGAAGAGACGGGAUGCCAUGGUACCCAGGGUGGGCAGCCUGGCGUGGAGCUGGUGACGGAGCUGCAAGGGGAGGCUGGGGCUGAGCCCCUUCCUUGGGGCGAUGGCGGAGACCCUCAGACCCAGCUCCGCGAUGCCCUGUUCACCGCCUGCAAAACGGGGGAUGUGGGGACGCUGCGGCACCUCCUGCGUGUGCCAGAGAGCGGGGGCCUGCCGGGGGACAGCGAGGAUGGGGAAGGCGCACAGCCCCUGGAUAUGCCCCGCUCCCUGCUCAACCAGCCCGUGGAUGAGCGCGGCUGCACCCUGCUUCAUGUGGCAGCACGGGCCGGGAAGGCUGCGGCUGUGUGCCUGCUGCUGGAGGCAGGGGCGGACCCUGCCCUCAGAGAUGGGCAGGACAGAACCCCCUACUGUGUCUCCGCUGACAAACCAACCCGCAACGCCUUCCGCAAGUUCAUGGUGGACCAUCCAGACAAGUACGACUACAGCCGUGCCAAGGUGCCAGGGCCCCUGACACAGGAGAUGGAGGCCAAGAAGCUGGAGAAGAAGCGGGCACAAAAAGCCCAGCGGAAGCAGCGGGAGCAGGCGCAGCGGGAGGAGCGGCAGCGCUGGGAGCAGGAGCAGGGAGAGAAGCAGCGGUUCGCAGCCCUGUCCGACAGGGAGAAGAGGGCGCUUGCUGCCGAGCGGAGGCUGGCUGCGCAGCUGCAGGACGCCGGCACAACUCUUGCCAACAUCAGCCGCUGCUGGCAUUGUGGAGAGUCCCUGCUGGGCCGAAUCCCUUUCCAUUACCUUGACUUCUCCUUCUGCUCCACGGCCUGCCUGCAAACCCACCGCCGGGCCCGGGCCAGCCACACAUAAAGCUGGGGACUGCUGCCACCUGCCAAGGAUCGGUGUGGCGGAGACACGGCUGAGCUCUGGCUGUGCAGUGAGGGAGAGCCUGUGGAGCAGCGCUGGUCAGAGGGACUGAGCUGGCCAUGUCGCUCUUCGGGGCAACUCUGGCAAGGCUCUAGGCAAGACUGUCACUCUGGGUGGUGACUCUGGGGACAUUACAACCGGGAGGUCCCUACGUACUAGUGUGAGGGGCCAGGGCUGCUCAGUGGCCCAGCUCCAGCUGGGCGUCUUGCUGCUGGCUUUUCUCAUGGCUACCUCGUAGGCUGCUGCCCGUGGCAGUGGGAUAGAUCCUGACAUAUCUGGACCCUGCAGCCCU
Molecule: messenger RNA, 2506 nt
Organism: Gymnogyps californianus (California condor)
Lineage: Eukaryota; Metazoa; Chordata; Aves; Accipitriformes; Cathartidae
Gene: ANKZF1
Product: ankyrin repeat and zinc finger peptidyl tRNA hydrolase 1
Molecular function (GO): protein binding
Source: RefSeq, a predicted model, not a curated record